GCCAAAGUGCCACGUUGGGCCGGGCUGCGGCGUGAGGAGCCGGCUCUAGGCGCCAAGCGGGGUGCUCGCGCCGGGGCGCCGGCAGUUGGGGCCGUUGGGCGGCGCGAGGCGGGUCGGGAAGCGGGUGGACGGCGAGCGCUGCGGGCCGCCGCGGCGGCGGCCGGCAAGUGGCUGUGGUGAGGUGGUGAGGCGGUGAGGUGGCGCGGCGGAGCCUGGGCGGAGGCGCGUCCCGCCCGAGGGCGGCUCUGGCUGAGGGCGGCGGGACCGGGGGACAGCCCGGGGCAGCGGCGGAGGCGGGACAGCGGCAGCGGGGGACGCUGCCCCUGGAGUCCCCGGCGGAGAUGCUGGCGGAAAACCCAGUGGAAGAGUUUGAGAUGAAAGAGGACGAGCCGUGGUACGACCACCGGGACCUGCAGCAAGAUCUCCAACUUGCUGCUGAGCUUGGGAAGACAUUACUGGAUCGGAACACAGAGUUGGAGGAUUCUCUUCAGCAGAUGUACACAACCAAUCAGGAGCAGUUACAGGAAAUUGAGUAUCUGACCAAGCAGGUGGAGCUUCUACGGCAAAUGAAUGAACAGCAUGCAAAAGUUUAUGAACAACUAGAUAUCACAGCAAGGGAACUGGAAGAAACGAAUCAAAAGCUUGUUGCUGACAGCAAGGCCUCACAGCAAAAAAUUCUGAGCCUGACUGAAACAAUUGAAUGUCUACAAACCAACAUUGAUCACCUCCAGAGCCAAGUGGAGGAGUUGAAGUCGUCUGGCCAAGGGAGGAGGAGACAGGGGAAAUGUGACCCAGAGAAAUCGACACCCAACUUCUCGUGUCUGAAGGAGCUCUAUGACCUCCGCCAACACUUUGUGUAUGACCAUGUGUUUGCUGAGAAGAUCACUUCCUUACAAAGUCAGCAAAGCCCCGAUGAGGAAGAAAACGAGCACUUGAAAAAGACAGUGACAAUGUUGCAGGCCCAACUGAGCCUAGAGCGGCAGAAGAGGAUGACCAUGGAGGAGGAGUACGAGCUUGUGCUGAAGGAGAACAGCGAACUGGAAGAGCAGCUAGGGGCCACGGAUGCCUACCGGGCGCGCGCACUGGAGUUGGAGGCUGAGGUGGCAGAGAUGCGGCAGAUGCUACAGGCUGAGCACCCGUUUGUGAAUGGGGUUGAGAAGCUGGUGCCAGACUCUUUGUUUGUUUCAUUCAAAGAGCCCAGCCAGAGCCUGCUGGAGGAGUUGUUCCUGUCUGUGCCAGAAGCACAUAGAAAGCCUCUCAAGCGCAGUAGCAGCGAGACAGUCCUCAGCAGCUUGGCAGGGGGUGACAUCAUGAAGGGCCACGAGGAGACCUGCAUCAGGAGGGCCAAGGCUGUGAAGCAGAGAGGCAUCUCCCUUCUGCAUGAAGUGGACACUCAGUACAGUGCUCUGAAGGUGAAGUACGAAGACCUGCUGAAGAAGUGCCAGCAGGAACAGGACUCCCUGUCACACAAGGCAGUGCAGACUUCCAGGGCUUUGGCCAAGGACCUGAUGGGCAUGAACACCCCACCUGAAUCAGGUGCCAGCAGCUGGGAACCUGCCUCUGUCACCCCAGAGCCCAUCAGUUCUCCCAGUACCACGACACCCCCGGAGUACAAAGCACUGUUUAAGGAGAUCUUUAAUUGCAUUGAGAAAAGCAAGCAAGAAAUAGAUGCACAGAGAACAAAAUUCCGCUCUCUCACUCCUUAUUCCUAAAUGAGUCUCCAGCUUUACUGCUAACUUACCUGUCUUACCACCCUUCUCCCUUUCAGACUCCAAAGCCUGAUGUUUGAUGUUGCUCAUGAUAUUUGCCUCAUUGCUUUGCUUAUGUAGCAAAUGCAGGCAGCAAAGAAAGGAGGUAGCUAAUGAUGUCAGUUCUGUAAUCCAGUUCCUUCUAAGUGUUGUAGGAAAUCCCAUGAUAAACUGGCCUCUGGCUGGCACAGUCAUUAGGCUGCAGUUCCUGGAAAAAUCUUAGAGCCAGUCAAGGGAUGUCCAUGCUCCUGGAGAAAUAGGCUUGGAGUCACUAUCAUAGUGGGGAAAGGACAAGGGUUGGAACAAAGCUGAGCAGUUGCCUCCUUGCUCAACUUCUCAAAACUAUGUAGAAGUCAGGGCUGCCAAACUGAAAUACCUUUUGCAAACACUGUUGGAUACUGUGAAUUCGUUUCGGAAGAAUGUUCAAGAGAAAGCGGAGUCGAAUCCAGAAUAAGUGACAUUAAUAAAUCCACACCCUCCAGUUUUGUUAUAUCCACUACCAGUUGAACUGUGACAGAAUCCAGAAUAAGUGACAUUAACAAAUCCACCUCCUAUAUUUAAAAGUUUUUUUCAAAGCUACAGCCUUUAGGAUAGGGGAGUGUGUUUAAUUCCUUUCCCAAAUUUAAGCUAAAGGAGAAAAGAUCCCUUCUGCUCCUCGAUGUGGCCUGGCUGGCCAGCGUGCCCGCUGGCGCCACUCCUGCCAGCUCUGAGCAUUGCUCUAAGUGGUUUUGACUUGCUGCAGAAAUUCCCAUCUGCUACUUUACUAAGCAGUGUUGAUGUUCUGACUGUGGAAAUACACUCUUACUCUCAUUUGCUACUUUUAAUUUAAAACUAUUUAAGAGAACUGAGGUUCUGAUUAUUGUAUAUAUUUUUCUAAAAGCUGAAUAAAGCUACCUAUGAAAAUGA
Sciurus carolinensis (gray squirrel) is the source of this 2654-nucleotide messenger RNA. It is a transcript of the gene Cdr2, whose product is annotated as cerebellar degeneration related protein 2. The record is from RefSeq and is a predicted model, not a curated record. The transcript is spliced from 5 exons. NCBI's taxonomy places the organism in Eukaryota, Metazoa, Chordata, Mammalia, Rodentia, Sciuridae. Bases 342 to 1712 code for a protein of 456 amino acids.